Messenger RNA from Esox lucius (northern pike), 2248 nucleotides. RefSeq names its product GATA binding protein 1b (gene gata1b). The record is from RefSeq and is a predicted model, not a curated record. The coding region runs from base 553 to 1848 and encodes 431 amino acids. The transcript has 6 exons. Gene Ontology annotation, cellular component: nucleus. Lineage: Eukaryota; Metazoa; Chordata; Actinopteri; Esociformes; Esocidae. Gene Ontology annotation, biological process: positive regulation of transcription by RNA polymerase II; cell fate commitment; negative regulation of transcription by RNA polymerase II. Gene Ontology annotation, molecular function: DNA-binding transcription factor activity, RNA polymerase II-specific; zinc ion binding; RNA polymerase II cis-regulatory region sequence-specific DNA binding.
CACUGUAGAUGUACAAUAUCUAGUUGUAUUCUAUGCAUUUUUAGGAAAGACAGCAGCCAUAUGCACUCAUUCUACAUACAUGAAGCUCCAGGGCCAAUCAAAUUCAUGACUCUUGGUGACCUAACUGACUUCUGAGUAGGUGGUUGAGAGGAGGCCAGUUGCUGUGUCUUUCACAGCUCGCCAGGAUCUCCUUCUCUCCUCCCUCCCUCCCUCCACACCCUAAACCCGCCCACACACAGUUCCCCUUCUCUCCUCCCUCCCUCCCUCCACACACUAAACCCUCCCACACACAGUUCCCCUUCUCUCCUCCCUCCCCUCAACCUUAACCUCAGCCCUGUGACCACCCAGCCACCAUACUCAGCUCCUCCAAUGUAGUGGGCUGUUGGUACCGCUGCCAACCACAGCUUCCACGUCACUCUCCACCCUAAUCCUCCACCCUCGUCCUCCAUCGCUCAGCCCUGCCUGUCACACCACCUCUUGGGGACGUCUGCCUGCCCCGCCUGGAGCAUCACUGACUUAAACACAGCUAGACUGGGUGAAAAGUGGGCAACAAUGUCUUCCACGCUAAUGGAAAGUCCUACAGAGUCUUCUUGGAUGUCCUCUCCAGGUCCAAUCUCGUCUCAAGCCAUUUCCAGUUUUACCUCAGAGAUUGGCCGAGCCUCUCCGGGCUCAGUCCAGUACAGUGCGGCCAUGGCCAGUGUCUCCAUGGACUCCCUGAACCAGCACUAUCAUGCUUCUGAGUUUGCCAGCCUGCCCUCGUGUGUCUCCGGCACCAGUCACCCGACAAGCCCGUACAGGCGGAGCCCAGUUCAGCAGGUGUACUCUCCUUCUGCCCACCUCAACGGCGUUCCGUGGUUGGAAACGACCGGCUCUGGGGGCCAGUCUCACCCAUAUACUCCCCCCUCCUCCUCCUGGCGCACCAGCCCUUUCUCCACCGCCAAGACCUCUCUGCACCCCAACACCCUCUCUUCCUUCUCCUCCACAGCGCCCAUCUUCUCCCUGAUCACGCCCAUGGUUGAGCACCCCUCCCCGGGACACAGCGGUCAGGACAGUCCCAGGCUGCAGGAGGCCUUGAAGGGGGAGCGGCUGAGCCCUGGUGGGGAUGGAGGCAGCAGUAGUUUCCUCACCCUCAACGCAGCACCAGGGGAUGGUUACAACCACUCCCUUGGAUACUACAGUGGGUUGGGGCAGGACUACAGCCCAGCUUCUCUUUACCACGCGCCAGGAGGGCUGCUGUACCCCUCCUAUUACCCCAAACCAUGCAACAAGAUCAGUGUCCCCCCCCCAGAGGCCCGUGAGUGUGUGAACUGCGGUGCCACUGCUACCCCUUUGUGGCGUCGGGAUGAGACCGGACACUACCUCUGCAACGCAUGUGGCAUCUACCACAAGAUGAACGGACAGAACCGGCCUCUGAUCAGACCCAAGAAGAGGCUGGUUGUCAGUAAGCGUGCGGGGACCCUUUGUGCCAACUGUCACACAACCACCACGACGUUGUGGAGACGCAACGCCUGUGGAGAACCUGUCUGCAACGCAUGCGGGCUUUAUUACAAACUGCACAACGUUAACAGGCCUCUGACCAUGAAGAAGGAGGGCAUCCAGACACGCAAUCGCAAAGUGUCCAGUAAGACUAAGAAAGCUAAGCAGAAUACUGGCUGCCUGGGAGAUGGGCUGGUGCCCUACUCAGACCUGUCCAGGCUUCCACCCCCUGACGACCACAUUAGCACUUACCUCCUGGGUCACCCUGGGGCCAGGCUUUCUUAUAACCAGAGUCCACACCCCUCCGCGCACACCCUGCCCACUCCUCACUCUAUACAUCUCUCCUCUGCUGUGCCCUAUUACACACACUGAGGAGUAACACACACACACACACACACACACACACCGUUAACGUAGCUAUCUAAAUGGGGACACAAAAAAUGAAUGCACUCAAAAAAAUCUUAUAUUUUACUUUUCCUAACCAAAACCCCAAACCUCAUCCUGAUCCUAAACCUAACCUCAGUAACCUUACAUUUAUUCCUAAACAUGGCCUUGCUUGAAAGACGAAUUGAGGAUCUUGUGACCGGAGUGACUCCUUAAGAAUUUGGCCUCCGUUUCUCAAUGACAUCCCAGUUAAGUUCAUCAUUGUUAAGGCACCUGGGGAAAAUCUUUUGGCUGGAGAAUCCAAGCCUGAGGAGGCAAAUUGUCACGUCCUGGCUAUGCCCCUAGCCAUCUCUGCGCUGGGCUCGGGGCAUAGUCAGGACAGGACAGA